CCCCACCUUCUCCCUUGUCUCUAUAUCUCACAUUUCUCAUAAGGCUCUCAGAUCCCAUCUCUCUCAUUUUUCAUUGCAAUCUCUUAUUAUUAUUAUUAUUAUUUUUCUUAUUAUUCUUUUUCCAUAAUCAAGAGCUUCUAAGCAUGAGUCAAUACCCACCUCCAGGAAAUCCGACGCCGCCACCUGGGCAAAGCUACCCCCCUCCGGGGCAAAGCUACCCGCCUCCGGGGCAAGGCUACCCACCUCCGGCCGAAGUGUACCCUCCGGCCGCAUACGUUCCACCACCACCAGCAGCUACUUACCCUGUGAAAGAUGGUUUUAGUGAUCCCCAUCAAGCUCCUCCAGUUGAAAAUAAGGACAAGGGUGAUGGAUUUUUGAAAGGAUGCUGUGCAGCCUUGUGUUGUUGCUGCCUCUUGGACAUGUGCUUUUAAGGGCUGAUAGAGAUUUGGUUUUUCUUUUCUUUUUUUAUUUAUUUUCCUUUUUUAUUUUAAUAAUUUCUUUUUCUAUCAUGUAAUUUAAUGAUGUGAUGUGGGAUAAUCUCUGUUUGAGUGUAUCAUUACCUCUUAUUCUCUUAUGAAAAAUAAUCCAAUGCUCUUAGUUGAA
Molecule: messenger RNA, 603 nt
Organism: Magnolia sinica
Lineage: Eukaryota; Viridiplantae; Streptophyta; Magnoliopsida; Magnoliales; Magnoliaceae
Product: protein CYSTEINE-RICH TRANSMEMBRANE MODULE 9-like
Exons: 3
Coding region: 144-431 (95 amino acids)
Cellular component (GO): plasma membrane
Source: RefSeq, a predicted model, not a curated record